This is a messenger RNA of Cryptotermes secundus, 2655 nucleotides long. RefSeq names its product annexin B9. The record is from RefSeq and is a predicted model, not a curated record. NCBI's taxonomy places the organism in Eukaryota, Metazoa, Arthropoda, Insecta, Blattodea, Kalotermitidae. The transcript has 10 exons. Gene Ontology annotation, molecular function: calcium ion binding; calcium-dependent phospholipid binding. Bases 152 to 1654 code for a protein of 500 amino acids. Gene Ontology annotation, cellular component: cytoplasm.
ACGUUUAUAAACACAUCAUCGCAAUACGGUGCAUGAAUCACAAGGUUAGUGAGAUUAAUAAAGCGUCCGGUUGGUAGCUGUGAAAGUGACUGGAAGUGUCAUUGUUUGCAGGCAAGUUGAUAAGUAACUGAUAAGCUAAGGGUCAAGGAUAAUGAGUUACCCUGGCUAUCCUGGAUAUCCACAGGCUGGGUUUGGAAUGCCACCUCCCCAACAGCCAACUCCUGGCGUAUAUCCUCCACCUCAUCAAGCUACUGCUCAACUUAGUUAUCCGUUGAAUCCUGGAUUUGCUGGGCAAAUAAACCCUCCUGGUCCUGGAUUUGCUGGUCAAAUAAAUGCUCCUAGUAUGUCACAGUAUCCUCCAUAUCCAUCAUCAAACACUUCCAUAUAUCCUUCCAGCAGCAAUCCACCAUGUCCAGGUUAUUCGCCUCAAAACCAGGUUGCAAUGUAUCCGCCCACAAACUCAGUUACGCACCCCAGUCCUGUAUAUCCACUGUUGACACAGUCCAGUUCUCCUUAUCCAACCUCACAGCAUUGUUUCCCUACUCCAGUGCCGGCUACUUUUGCACCGCAGCCUCAGCCAUAUAACCCUGUUACACCUGCUUGUGUUUCGGCUGUUGGUGCAGGCACCCUGAGCAUGAUUCAGGGUGGCCAUAGCUUGAAUAGACCUGGCUCUAAUGUGACGCACACAGUUCGUUCCACAUACACAAAGGGCACUCCUACUGUGACUCCUGUUGCAUCAUUCAAUCCUCGACAAGAUGCAGAAGUUCUACGAAAGGCAAUGAAAGGUUUUGGGACUGAUGAGAAAGCCAUUAUUAAUGUCCUUGCAAAUAGGACCAAUAGCCAAAGACUUGAGAUUGCGGUGCAAUUUAAGACGCUGUAUGGGAAGGACUUGAUAUCAGACCUGAAAAGCGAACUCAGUGGUCGUUUUGAGGACUUGAUUGUAGCCAUGAUGACACCACUUCCACAGUUUUACGCUAAAGAAUUGCAUGAUGCCAUAAGUGGAAUUGGUACAAAUGAAACUACGCUAAUUGAGAUACUGUGUACCACAACCAAUCAUGAGAUACACACAAUUCGAGCUGCCUAUGAGAGAAUGUUUCGCAGUUCCUUGGAAAAGGAUUUGUCAGGCGAUACCUCAGGAAACUUCAGGAGACUUUUGGUUUCACUUUGCACUGGCAACCGUGAUGAAAGUUACACUGUAGACCAUGCAGCAGCUGUGCAGGAUGCGCAGACACUACUGAGAGCCGGUGAGUUACAGUUUGGAACAGAUGAAUCGACCUUCAAUGCCAUCCUGUGUUCUCGCAGUUACCCACAACUUCAACAGAUCUUCAAUGAAUAUCAGCGUCUGACAGGACAUGACUUUGAGAAGGCUAUAAAGAAUGAAUUCUCAGGGGAUAUUGAAGCAGGCUUGCUUGCUAUUGUGAAAUCUGUGCGCAACAAGGCAGCCUUUUUUGCGGAGCGUCUAUAUGAAAGUAUGGCUGGUAUGGGUACUAAAGACCGAGCUCUGAUUCGCAUUAUGGUGACACGAUGCGAAGUGGAUAUGGUCGAUAUUAAGAAUGCUUUUCAGAGUAAAUAUGGCAAGACAUUGGAGAGUUUUAUAUCAGAUGAUACAUCGGGAGACUAUAAGAAGUGCCUGCUUGCUUUGUCAUCCCAAUAAUAUGGAUAAUUCUCUGUCCAUACUGCAUAGCAUUCAAAAGCUACAUCCAUGCUGCAUAUUCUAGCAGAUGCCUUCUUGUUCUAAAUAUAUAGGCCUAUAUACUACAUAUAAGAUAUAUAUACUUUUUACAUUUUAGUGUGAAGUUUUUAUCUCUGUACUGUACCUGCACACAUUGUGCCUACUCAAUAUGAAGAAUCAAACUAUGAAAAUCAUAGUUCUUAAUGAUUUAUGAGUUUGAUCUUUGAUAGCAUAUUUACUUGUGUAAUGUCCCCCUUCUUAUAAUGUUCCUUCUUUUUGUAACUGAUCACACAGCAGUUCAUUUUAACUCUGCCCCAUAGUACAGUUGAGGAACUAUGGUUCAAUUCCAAGUAAGGGCAAGGGCUUCCUCUCUUCCUCAUAAUGUCCAGACUGGCUCUGGGACCCAACCAGCCUCUUAUACAGUGAAUACUGGGGGUUGUUUCAUGGGGUGUAAAGUGGGAAGGGCGUGAAGCUGACCACUUCAGGGUUGAGAUUAAAAAUGGUGGGGAUUCAUUCCACCAUAUGUCUUCAUGAGGUGGUGCUUAAUUAAGCACAGGGACAACUUUAGUUUCUUAUAUGACUUCAGUGCAAGUCUCUUGUUUUAUCAAGAACUAACCUAAAGCAUUUUGGUUUUCCCCACACAUAUAGUGAAAUCUAGUAUUUAGUGAUAUUUUUUUCUUGUCCCAGCAAGAGCCCAGCAGAGAAACAGUAUGUAUAUCUUUUUCCUGUAUUCUUUGAAGGUUGGUUUCGUUUAUAACAUUCAAUGUAAGAUCUUUUCACCUUUCCAGAAAAAUUUGCCAGUAGUGCUGAUUAUGCAAUAUCGUUUAUUUGUAUAAAAGCAGUUUAACUACUUCUGUAAGUAAUUCAGUGAAUCAUUACCUCCCAGGAAGUCACCACUGGUUCUGAGGAAGGUUGCCAUGAUAUUAAGAAUUAUUUGAAAUAUAGUUGUACUCCUGCAUGGUUUUGGCAAGUCAGAUUUAAAA